Molecule: messenger RNA, 1323 nt
Organism: Mytilus trossulus (common blue mussel)
Lineage: Eukaryota; Metazoa; Mollusca; Bivalvia; Mytilida; Mytilidae
Exons: 1
Coding region: 1-1323 (440 amino acids)
Molecular function (GO): zinc ion binding
Source: RefSeq, a predicted model, not a curated record
AUGGCGUCUUCUUUACCAGAUUCCAGUACAAAAAGAGCGCAAGUUUGCCUUAAUGUGAAAUGUUAUUUCUGCAGAAACUUUUUGGCUGCAAAGUGGAAGUGCUUGAACUGUAAAAUAAUUAUGUGUGAAAAAUGUAAGGUGGCUGAACAUUCUAAGAAUGCAAAUUCACUGAAACACAAUAUAGUCGAUAUAAAAGAAGACGGAGAUAUACACGCUAUUCCAUGCGACAAACAUGGUGAUAAACUAUGUUACAGUUAUUGCAGAAAUUGUGAGGAGAUAAUAUGCAAAGAAUGUUUAGUUAACUCUCAUCUCGAACAUUCAAAGGCAGACAUACAAACCAUUUAUAACGAACGACUUCAAUAUUUUCGGAAACAGUUUUCACCUGAAGUUAACCCAAAGGCUUUCAGUUUCAUAUUUGGAUAUUUUAACAGACUUGAUGUUUCUCAAAAAGCAAUGGAUAUAACUUUGAAACUAAGAAACAUAAUAGGAACCAAUCUCUCGUUCAUCAGUCCCAUUUUAAGAACAACAAACUCUCUGUGGAUCAGCUGUUGGAAAGACCAGUCCUUAAACGAAUUAGGAAUUGGGUCAGAAAUAACAAACCUUCGAACUUACAGUGAUAAAAAAGUCUACGAUAUAACAAUGUCCAAUGACGGAGAACUGCUAACGUUUGUUGCAGACAGUUGUCUAUAUCAUCUUAUUGAUCAUUUAAACAUUGUUCAUGAUUUUAGCCCACUCUUAGCCAAGGCAGUUCAUGCCACAAGUUCCAACAUUAUUGUUAGUACUCAGGAUAAAAAGGGUGCUUUUCCAAUUACGGAACAUAGUAGACGUCAGAUUGUUAUUCUUGAACUAGAUGGAAAGACAGUUCUCAAUAUUAUAGAAUACAAUGAACAGAAAACACCACUAUUUUCCCUUCCAAACAGAAUAACAACUAACAUGAAAGGUGAUAUUUUGGUUAUAGAUACUUUAUCAAUGAGUGACCUUGGAAAGAUCAUAUGUCUUGACAAAGUGAAAGGAAAUGUCAAAUGGAGUUAUCGGGGAUAUCCUAACGUAAAUGAUGCACAUGGCGAUAAUAGCUUCAGUCCAUUUGAUUUCGCCGUUACCCCAGUUGGAAAUAUAGUUGUGGCCGAUACAAUUAAUAGCGCUUUGCAUUUUUUAUCGGAAGCUGGCAUAAUACUGAAAUGUUUCUUAACAUUGUCAAUGAAUAUUAAACUGCCAUGUAGUUUGGAUAUUGAUAGUGAUGAAAUGCUUUGGGUAGGAUCUAAUGGAUACGAGGGUCAAUCAGGAAAUGCUAAGAUUCAGGUUCUUAAAUAUAGCGGCUGUUAA